UAUUGUAGUUCUUAGUACGGAAAUCCUGUGCUUGUGACCGGAAGUGAAGGAAAAGGGAGAGACUAGAACCAUGAUCCGUUUCAUACUCAUUCAGAACCGUGCCGGUAAGACCCGCCUUGCCAAGUGGUACAUGCAGUUUGACGAUGACGAGAAGCAGAAGCUGAUUGAAGAGGUUCAUGCUGUGGUAACCGUGAGGGAUGCCAAACAUACAAACUUUGUGGAGUUCAGGAAUUUCAAGAUCAUCUACCGCCGAUACGCCGGGCUGUACUUCUGUAUCUGUGUAGAUGUGACAGACAAUAACCUGGCUUACCUGGAAGCCAUACACAACUUUGUGGAGGUCCUGAAUGAAUAUUUCCAUAAUGUGUGCGAGUUAGAUCUAGUAUUCAACUUCUACAAGGUUUACACAGUGGUGGAUGAGAUGUUCCUGGCUGGUGAAAUUCGUGAAACGAGCCAAACGAAGGUUCUUAAGCAGCUGCUUAUGUUGCAGUCUCUGGAAUAAGGGAAGCUAACUGGUUUACCUGCGUAUUACAGAUUCUGGUCUCAACAUUCCAACCCAGGACUCAAAGCACUCUCCGAACCAUCCCCUUAUUUGUCCUUCCCCAUCUCUAGAAACUGACCACUACCCCUUUCUGUGCUCCUUGUCCCUUCAUCCUUCUCUUCUGUCCCCACCAUUCUGUGACCUCUCCUUGUCUCCUGUCCCCUCCAUCCUGUGACCUCUCCUCUACUGUCCCCUCCAUCCUGUGACCUCUUCUUCUCUCCUGUUCCCUCCAUCCUGUGACCUAUUCUCUCCCCGUCCCCUCCAUCCUGUGACCUCUCCUCUCCCCGUCCCCAAGUGUCAUAUUCUCCUUGCACCCAACUCUCUGAUAAACUUGUUCUCUAUUUCUCUCUGUCUUCUUUCUUCCGUUCGGGUCAGUCAUGUAUUGCCUUUUUUAAGUUUAAAAUGUGAAGGAAAUAUAAAAAUAAAUAUAUGUAUGAAAUAAA
Bombina bombina (fire-bellied toad) is the source of this 981-nucleotide messenger RNA. RefSeq names its product adaptor related protein complex 2 subunit sigma 1 (gene AP2S1). Gene Ontology annotation, biological process: intracellular protein transport; clathrin-dependent endocytosis. Gene Ontology annotation, molecular function: clathrin-cargo adaptor activity. Lineage: Eukaryota; Metazoa; Chordata; Amphibia; Anura; Bombinatoridae. The record is from RefSeq and is a predicted model, not a curated record. Gene Ontology annotation, cellular component: AP-2 adaptor complex; intracellular membrane-bounded organelle; membrane coat. The transcript has 5 exons. The coding region runs from base 71 to 499 and encodes 142 amino acids.